GUCAUCGUCUUGACUUACAUAAAGAAGAACGGACUGGACGAGGUGCUUAGGCUUCAUUAAAAAUUGACAUUCCUCUCAGCGUCUAAAAAAUGAUGGUGAAUCCUACUCUUCUAUGUUUAUUAAUUACUUUAAUAUUGGACGUUAUCAGCUAUGGAGCAGGAACACUUCGCGUACGACGUCUAAUUGGCGGAAUAGUUGCCGCUGAAUCCGAAUUUCCUUAUCAAGUAUCCUUAUGGUAUUAUAACGUGCACAUCUGCAGCGGUGUGCUUAUUAGUGACAGAUACAUCCUGAGCGCGGCGCAUUGCGUAUGCGAUUUGAUAGAUGAACCUUCCGAAGAACUCAGCGUACGCAUCGGAAGCGUUGAUUUAAAAAAGGGUGAAAUCCACACCGUCAAGAGUGUUAAAUGCCAUCCUGAUUAUGUAUAUGGUCUUGACAACUCUUGGAUAGCCGAUGUAGUCGUAAUUAUGCUUGCUAAGAAAGUUCACUUGGUGUUUUCUCAUGUUGAGCCACUUGCCUUGGCAACUUACAACACAACUAUUGGAGAACGCGCCGUUAUUAGCGGGUGGGGCCGAAUUCGUCGACACAGUUGGUUGUCGCAAAAUUUGCGAAAACUUUCGGUGUCAAUUAUUGAUAAUGAAGCGUGUCAGGAAUAUUAUAAAAACAUAACUAUCCUUAGCUCGCAAAUUUGCACAUUGGAGAGGAAAGGGAUCGGCGCGUGUAAGGGUGACAGUGGUAGUCCAUUAGUAUAUAACAACACAUUAAUAGGUAUAUUCUCAUGGACGAAACCAUGCGCAAUUGGUUUCCCUGAUGUUUUUACUAGAAUUAGUCACUUUACGGAUUUUAUUACGCAAGCGAUGCUAGACCUUGAUCAAUAUAAUCAAACAAUAGUAGAUCAGAAUAAUUAUGUAAAGUAGUAAAAUGUAAUUAUCUGAUUAUAUAUAACAAACAUUUUUGAGAAACA
Molecule: messenger RNA, 961 nt
Organism: Cataglyphis hispanica
Lineage: Eukaryota; Metazoa; Arthropoda; Insecta; Hymenoptera; Formicidae
Product: chymotrypsin-2-like
Exons: 5
Coding region: 90-914 (274 amino acids)
Biological process (GO): proteolysis
Molecular function (GO): serine-type endopeptidase activity
Source: RefSeq, a predicted model, not a curated record